CAUCUUCUUCUGCAUGAUGAUCCGGAGAAUGGCACCGGCAACUUUAGUGUAGAAUUGUUGUUGCCAAGCUCCCAGGCUUUACGUCUUAUGAUCUGACGAAGAGUGCAGGCAAUUUUUGGCGCACAAUUUAUGAUGACGAGCUCCAGCUUGGGUGACCUAUUCAUUUGGCUUAGGCAUGUUUGGUUUCGUAAGGUACAGAAGACUUGUAUUCUUUGUGGAGAGCGUGAUGGCAUAUAAGCAUGGAUAGAACUCCUAGAUGGAAUAUAGACAGGAAAAUUAAGGAUGAUUAUCAUUUCUUGGUGUGAAUUAAGAAAAACAGUGUGAACUGCGUAUAUUUCGAAGAAAGUUAACAAAGCUAUAAGCCAACUGGAAUCAUUUGUCAUUUUCUUGCUCUUUUAAGAGUGUAGGUCGGUCAAAAAAGUACAAGCUGCAACCAUUCCAGUGAAUUUGAAGGAGAUACAUAUAAAUGGUGAUGUAUCAUAUGCAAGCUCAAUACUCUACAGCUACAGCCGUAUAGGGUAAGCUAUGUCUGUGCUCUCUCUUUCAGAAGUUCAGUCUGCUGGGGAACCUACCAUUGGAACAAAGGCAGCGGAAAGCAUUCUUGGGGAACCAAGCCUAUUGCCUGAAGGCUUCUCAAGACAACAGAAAAUGGAGAAAUCUUCACAUGCUAUCCUUGAUGUUGAUGUUACUCCAAUGGAAAUUUGUUGUGCUCAACAAAUACCUAUAUCUGAAUUUGAUCAGUUCAAUGGAAGUCAUUUUGGAAAUGGGAGGUCACCGGGACUUGCUUCUGUUCCUUGCCCGACUUCAUGUGAAAAAGCAUUAGGAAUUCAUGUUAUUGGUGAUUUAUUGCCAAAAAUAGUACCUCCCCCAUCUUUGCAUGGAAACGGAGAACUAAGAAAUGAGCAAGAAGGGAAUGCUAGCAUCCUGAAAGCUGAUUUACCUAAGUUGGAAAGAGGUAAUUUCUUGUCAAAUGGUUUUUCAAAUACGGAGAAUUCUUUUCCGAAAGAAAAAUUGUGCAUAGAUGGUAUCAGACAUCUCCAAAACAAAGAGUUGCGUUUCUUGUUUGAUUCUAAGAAUGGUAAAAGAGGUAGAUGUGGGGGAGAAGGAAAACUACAAUCAGAAAACAGUUUAUUUGAUUCUGGCAAGGAUGAGAUUAUUCUGGAAGAUGGCAAGGGAAAUGAAAUAAAUAAAAGCAAAGGGAUUGUGACUGCAUUUUCUAAUGAUAGCUGCAUUCUGAGUGAUACUUCCAAUUCUUAUUCUGAAGAUAAUGGGCUUCAAAUCGCAUGUGGAGAAGAUUUUGAAAAAGGCACUUUGACUGCAGAGGAUAGAAAUGGUAAUAUUUUGAAGAUGGAAGAAAAUGUUCACGAGAGUGGACACAAAAAUUUAGGAAAAGUAUACCUAGAUGAACAUCAAACUCUGCCACUUUGGAUAAAGUGGAGAGGAAAGUGGCAAACAGGAUUUAGAUGCCCCACAGUUGAUUGCCCAUUGUCAACUUUGAGGGCCAAACCUACUCAUGAAAGAAAGAAAUAUGUUUCCAUUUUUUUCCCUCGAACAAAGACAUAUUCAUGGGUAGAUAUGCUGCUAGUUUGUCCAAUCGAAGAGUUUCCAGAACCGCUUGCUUAUGGAACUCAUUGUAGUUGGAGAAAAUUAGUAAAGGAUUUGAGCACCCCACGUCGGUAUAUCAUGCAAAAACUUGCUGUUGCAAUGCUAAAUAUCAGCGACCAGUUACAUACAGAGGCUGUCAUUGAGGAUGCUCGUAGGACUAUAGCAUGGAAGGAAUUUGCUAUGGAAGCAUCACUUUGCAGAGCCUAUCCUAGUCUUGGAAAAAUGCUUUUAAAGCUUCAAAAAAUGAUACUUCCACGUUAUAUUAGUAAAGAUUGGCUGGAAAAUUCUUUUAAUUGCUGGAUGCAGAGAUGUCGCAAUGCAUCAAGUGCAGAAUCCAUUGAAAUUCUAACUGAGGAAAUGGUGGAAUCUGUUCUAUGGAGUAAGGUGGAUGAGCUUUGGAAUGCACCUGUGCAGCCUGAAUUAGGCCCUGAAUGGAAAACAUGGAAACAAGAAGCAAUGAAAUGGUUUUUUGUUUCACAUGUACGAGCUAGUGCUCAGAAUGUUGAACUUAAUACCUCUGACAUUUCUGUGGAGGAACCCCAAACUUGCCGGAAACGUGUAAAGCUUGAAAUUCGCCGACCAGAAACAUCUGCUUCUAAAAUAGAAGUUCUUGAUUGUAAAAGUCAAUCCCACAUAAAAAGCCUGGAUAAUAACUGUAGACAAGUCAUCUCUGAAGACCUUUCUGAGUUGCCUUUAAAUUGUGAACCUCAUAAAAUGGUGGCACUUCCUAGAGUAGCUGCAGAAACAGGCUCUGGCAACAUGCUUGUUCGAGGGAAUGAGGCUUCAUUUGAAGGCAAAAGUGUAGGGCAUCAAAGUACGGUUGGCACAUCUACAGAUGGCGCAUUAUGCAAGGAAUUAAUUAUACAUUCUCCUCAUCACCUGGACUCUUCAAAUAGGUAUCGGCAAUGCCUAGCUUUCAUAGAAGCUAAGGGAAGACAAUGUGGAAGGUGGGCAAAUGAUGGUGAUGUCUACUGCUGUGUACACUUGACUUAUCAUUCUGUUAGAAAACACCCUAAGAUUGAUCAAAUGCUUCCUAGUGAAACUCCAAUGUGCCAGGGCACAACCACACAUGGUAAUAAAUGUAAACAUAGAGCUCGAUACAACUCAACAUUCUGCAAGAAACAUUGGUUUCAGGGAAAUCAGAGCUCAAUGACAGCAGGUGCUCUCUUGUUAUCAUCUGAUGACACGUCCGAAAGAAAACAAGAAGAAGUUCAAGUUCCAGGAAAUCUCUCUUGUUUAAAUUCAACUAGUGGCCAUGAAUUUAGUUUGAUGAGAGAACCUAUAAGUUCCACAGAGGAAAACCUCAUUCCAAUCAUAAUAGAAGAAACGCUGGACGAAAGGAAUUGCUUGAUGAGGCAAUCAGAACUUUGCAAUGCACUGCCUACUGGCAAAGGAAUUUGUUCAGAGAUUCAAAACUGCAUUGGACAUUAUAGCCACAGAAAUGGUGGACAGUGCCAAGAAUUUCCGAGGAAGCACACCUUGUACUGUGAGAAGCACCUUCCCAGAUUUCUUAAGCGUGCAAGAAAUGGUAAAAGUCGGCUAAUAUCUAAAGAUAUUUUUAUCAAUCUUCUGAAAAGUUGCUCCUCAAGAAAACAAAAAUUAUGUCUCCAUCAAGCAUGUGAACUUCUUUAUGGAUUCUUGAAAAGUGGCUUAUCCUGUCAAAAAUUUAUUUCAAGGGGUGACAAUGUGGCAUGGAUAUUAGCUGAGGCCUCUAAAGAUGUAAAUGUUGGAGAGUACUUACUUAAGUUGGUUACUUGCGAAAGAGAGAAAAUUAUGGGGUUAUGGGGUCUUAAAUAUGAUUUAGAUAAGCAUGCGUUCUCCAAAGAAAUUAACUCCUUGUCCACAAUGAACCAGGAUUCCCAUAUGACCCUGAAAUGCAGGAUGUGUUCUGCUGAGUUUUCUGAUGAUCAUAUGCUUGCUAGACAUUGGACUGAAGUCCACAAAAAAGAAGCUCGACGCUUGUUCAAAGGAUAUGCUUGUGCAACUUGCAUGAACUUAUUUAACAACCGAAAAGUACUAGAGACACAUGUGAUUGAGAAACAUGGAGUGCAAUUUCUCGAGCAUUCAAUAGUAGUCAGGUGUGUACGUUGUAGCAGCCAAUUUGUGAGUCCUGAGAAAUUGUGGCAGCAUGUUUUCUCAUUCCAUUUAUCUGAAUUAAGGUUACCAGAUUUUAAUUCAAGUAAUUGUAUCUUGUCAGAAGAUAAAGCAACCCAGACAAUGCUGGGAACCACAAUUAAUCUAUGCCAAAAUAAGAGCGUACUUAAGAAAGAAGAUGACUCACGAAAAUAUAUUUGCCGGUUUUGUGGUUUACAAUUUGAUCGCCUCCCAGACCUCGGUCGUCACCAUCAAAUUGCUCAUACGACAUCAUAUUCCGCUAGCCAUUUCCCAGCAAAGAGAAGGAAUUUUUUUCUCAAACGCACCAAAUCUAAUCAUUCUAGAUUCUGGAAAAAAUUUGGGUCCUCAUUCAGAUUCAAGAAUCAGAGUAACUGUGUGAUACUAGAAAACUUUCAGUCUUCCAGCUCGGUGUCCCAAAUGAAGCCAACAUUGUAUAAGCAGCCAUCAGAAGUGCUUGAUUUUGGAGGAUUAUCAGAAUCUAAUUGUUGCAAUGUUGCAGAGACAUUGUUUUCUAAGAUACAAAGAGCAAAACAACGACCGAGUAAUUUGGAGAUUCUAUCUUUUGCACGUUCUGCUUGUUGCCGGACCAGCCUUGAUGCUGCGCUAGUUGAGUUUGGGGUAUUGCCUGAGAAUAUUUAUUUAAAAGCAGCAAAACUUUGCAGUGAGUUGAAUAUUCAAGUAGCUUGGCACCAGGAGGGGUUUAUUUGUCCAAGAGGAUGUAAGCCUGUUACAAAACCUUAUUUUUUAGCUCCUCUAAAGUCUCUCCCAUCCUUGGUUGUUGAACCUCCUCAAUUAGAAUCCGGGAAUGAUGUCAAGUGGGAGAUGGAUGAAAGCCACUAUGUUUUAAGUGCUGAAAAUUUUGACUGGAAACAAAGGCGAGAUUCCAUAGUUCUAUGCAAAGAUGUGAGCUUUGGCAAGGAAGCGAUUCCAGUGGCUUGUGUAGUAGAUGAGAAUCUUAAGCAUUUGCUUACAACUGAUGUUAGCGAAGAUUCUUGUACCCAAAAACCUUGGUUAUCUAUGCCUUGGCUGGGUUAUACUUAUGCUACUGAAAGAUUGAUUGAUCCAUGUCUUAGCCUUGAUGCAAAGAGUUCACAGCUGGGGUGUGCUUGUCAACAGUUGAAGUGUUAUCCUGAAAAUUGUGAUCAUGUCUACCUCUUUGAUAAUGAUUAUGAUAACGCUGUUGAUAUUCAUGGUAAUUUAAUGCAAGGAAGAUUUCCGUAUGAUGAGCAAGGAAGAAUUCUGCUAGAGGAAGGGUACCUUGUUUAUGAGUGCAACUCCAUGUGCAGCUGUGAUAUGACAUGUACGAAUAGGGUUUUACAGAAAGGAAUACAAGUUAAGCUGGAAAUAUUUAGAACAGAAAAAAAGGGUUGGGCGGUGCGGGCUGGGGAAGUCAUAUCACGUGGCACGUUUGUGUGUGAAUACAUCGGAGUUCUUAAUACAUCAGUGCCGCAUAAAAGCAUUGAGUGCAGCUACCUUUAUGACAUUGAUGCGCAUAUUAAUAGUGCAAGUGGUUUGAGCGAAGGGACGGUACCUUGUGUAAUUGACGCUUCCAAAUAUGGGAAUGUAUCAAGGUUUAUAAACCACAGCUGUUCUCCCAAUCUUGUAAAUUAUCUGGUCCUGGUAGAGAGCAUGGAUUGCCAGCUAGCUCACGUUGGUCUCUUUGCAAACCGUGAUAUUGCAUUGGGUGAAGAACUAGCCUACGAUUACCGCUUUAAGUUGUUACCAGGUGAAGGCCUGCGCUGCCAUUGCGAAGCUCUGUGUUGCCGAGGUCGUGUAUGUUAAUCUGUGAUCAAUUAACUCCAAAUUGAAGUUAAUUGAUUGUGUUGGAGCUUGGCUUGACUUCAGGAAUGAAUAUUUUUUUAUUCUUUGUCAGAGAUUUAAGAUGCUUUCUUCAAGCUUAUCAAGGAAAAUUGCAUGGGUAGCAGAUGCUGGCUCCUUGUAGGCACAGCUUUUUUUUUUCUUUUUUAAUUUUUGUUGUAGUGACAUUCCUUUGGCGAAUGCAAUUUGGAUGCUAAAUUGGCAGCCCGAUUCAAUUUGUUCUGUUCGCAACUGCUGCAUCAUUAUAUUUGAUUUUCUGAUCCAUUUAUUGAAAAAAAGAACAUAAAAUAUUGUUCAAAACAAGUUUCAGGAACCUUUCCUCA
This is a messenger RNA of Dendrobium catenatum, 5861 nucleotides long. Its product is annotated as histone-lysine N-methyltransferase SUVR5. The transcript has 13 exons. The coding region runs from base 526 to 5502 and encodes 1658 amino acids. The record is from RefSeq and is a predicted model, not a curated record. Gene Ontology annotation, molecular function: histone methyltransferase activity; zinc ion binding; protein binding. Lineage: Eukaryota; Viridiplantae; Streptophyta; Magnoliopsida; Asparagales; Orchidaceae. Gene Ontology annotation, cellular component: nucleus.